Messenger RNA from Heterocephalus glaber (naked mole-rat), 3504 nucleotides. It is a transcript of the gene Stx7, whose product is annotated as syntaxin 7. The record is from RefSeq and is a predicted model, not a curated record. NCBI's taxonomy places the organism in Eukaryota, Metazoa, Chordata, Mammalia, Rodentia, Bathyergidae. Gene Ontology annotation, biological process: vesicle-mediated transport; intracellular protein transport; vesicle fusion. Gene Ontology annotation, molecular function: SNARE binding; SNAP receptor activity. Gene Ontology annotation, cellular component: SNARE complex; synaptic vesicle; endomembrane system.
GGCAUGCGCACUGGGCGUCAUCGCGCCGCCGCCUGUCAGCUGAGAAUUGCCUCCCAGGGCUGAGCGGCCUGUGGGUGUCUGUGACCGCAGACGGAGGAGGAAACCGAGGAGGUGACUGCCUGGAAACCUGCAUAACCUACCAGCAUCUGAUGAAAUUGGCGAGUCGGCAAGCCAGCCAUGUCUUACACUCCAGGGAUUGGUGGGGACCCUGCCCAACUGGCCCAGCGCAUCUCUUCCAACAUCCAGAAGAUCACGCAGAGUUCUGUGGAAAUACAAAGGACACUGAAUCAACUUGGAACACCGCAGGAUUCACCUGAAUUGAGGCAACAGCUGCAGCAGAAGCAGCAGUAUACUAACCAACUUGCCAAAGAAACAGAUAAGUACAUUAAAGAGUUUGGAUCUCUGCCCACCACCCCCAGUGACCAGCGACAAAGGAAAAUACAGAAGGAUCGCUUAGUGGCCGAAUUCACAACAGCACUGACGAACUUUCAGAAGGUCCAGAGGCAAGCUGCUGAGAGAGAGAAAGAAUUUGUUGCUCGAGUAAGAGCCAGUUCCAGAGUGUCUGGCGGUUUUCCUGAGGACAACUCAAAGGAAAGGAAUCUUGUAUCCUGGGAAAGCCAAACACAGUCUCAAGUGCAAGUGCAGGAUGAUGAGAUUACAGAAGAUGACCUCCGCCUUAUUCACGAGAGAGAGUCUUCUAUCAGGCAGCUUGAAGCUGAUAUUAUGGAUAUUAAUGAAAUAUUUAAACAUUUAGGAACGAUGAUUCAUGAACAAGGAGAUGUGAUAGACAGCAUAGAAGCCAACGUAGAAAGUGCAGAAGUCCACGUUCAGCAGGCAAAUCAGCAGCUGUCCAGGGCCGCAAAUUACCAGCGCAAAUCCAGGAAAACCCUCUGCAUCAUCAUUUUUGUCCUUGUCAUUGCUGUUGUGAUUGUCGUUCUCAUCAUAUGGGGACUAAAAGGCUAAAGUUACAGAGGACCACACCGCUGCACUCCGUUGUCUAGGUUAUGUAGAAAGAUGCCUGUAAUCAUGUUGUUAUUAUUAUCUGGGGUUCCUUUGGAUUAAAUUUGGUAUUUUCUAAUACUGAAAGUUUUUCUAAGUAUCAUUGCUAACAUAACUGUCAAGCUUUUUAAUUUAAUAACUGUAGGGUUUCUGCCCACAUUGCACAUGCCUUUCAUCUAGAAUUUAUUUACUUGUUUGACUUUGGAAAUUAGUAAACUUAAAGAUAUGCUUGUUCUGUGCACAUCUCUCUGUCACCGUAUAACGUGCACCAGAUUUAUGUUAUGUCAGUUAAAAUCUAAUUUUGAUUAGGGCCAGCAGAAAAAAUAUUUUCAGUAAUUUAAAAAAUUAGCAUAUCUGUCUGUAUUUAUUUUUCAGCUCACAGUAGCACAAAUUAUCUGUUUCAUUUUUAUUGUUGCAUUUCUUUUAAGACCCUUGUUUUCUCUGAAUAAAAUCAAUGAAUAAUUUCUGGGCAUAUCAUGUGCUUCUGAUGUGUAUAUAUUAAGCAUUUGUAGUCGAUUGCCGAGUAAAAAUAGUAAGGCUAGAUUGUUCUUAUGUAUGGGCCAUUGAAGUCUGAUAUUUACUAGGAGAAGUGUAGAUACUAUAAAUGUUUUAAUGUAAUUUGGAGGAAGAAUAUAAAAACUCCAUACUGAUUUCUAUUCUGUUUGGAUUCUAGAGUCCAACUUGCUAUUCCACUGAACUAUCUUAACAGUACCAUCUGGUUUUGUGGGCCAUUAUUGACUUUCCCUUAUGCUUAAAAAAUAAUGACUACGUAUGUAUCUUUGGUCAGAUUUACUUUUAGGAAGUAACUUUCCCACAAUUAUUGUUUUUGAGCACCUAAUACUUAAAAUGUAUUGUUUACAUUUGAUGCCAUUCUGUACCAUCCUUCAUUAGAAAAGAAACUGGAUGUUUGCCAAUUAACUCACUUGCCUUUUUAAAUCACAGUUGUUUUAAUGCACUAAUCUGAAUACUGUAAAGGGAAUUAUCUUAGUUUGUAGUUUGUAUUUUAUAAUGUUCUUAUACAGCAGUUUGGUAGUGAAGGCAUGGUUGAAGCUCUGAGACUUCAAAUGGGAACAAAUGAAAUAUUAAGUAAAUAAAUUGUAUCCUUGCACCCAAAGUAAAGAAGCUUUAAAAGGUGUCUGGAUAGGUCUGUUUCCUGAGAACGAGGGGGUCCUGGCACCAGUGCUCACUUCACCUUUUCAGUGCUGAGCUAAAUGUCGCUGUGUGCACUAUGGUUGUACAUUGUGCAUCCAUUUGAAUCACCAGGCUGCUCAAAGUCUUUAUUUUGGGAAUCUUUAACAGUUUUGUCAUUAACAAGUAGAAACUGCUUUGUUUGCCAACAAAACUUUUUUUUUUCCAAAAUGGACAUUAAAAAACAUUUUUUGUGAGUCGAAACUGUGUUGCCAGAGCAAGGCAGCUGUAGAAAACAGAAGGGGCAGUGCGCAGAGAAUUCAUACAAAUACCGCCUGGCCCAGCAGGCCUGCUCAGACAUAGUCUUUCCUUGUGAGUUUUUAAUGCAACUUGCUGGCAUCUUCUGGCUUCAUACCAGGUACCAGUGGUAUCCACAAAUCAGUUCAGUUUUUCCCCCACAGCUCUACUUCAUAAAAUGUUUAGUCUCAUACAGGCCGAGUGCAUUUAGUUCUGUUUAUUUCACAGUGAAUUCCCGCUAACAACAAAAGCACUGGAAAGAAUACCUUUGGCAUUUAAGUGCCUUUAUUGGAAAUACAAACAUUUAUAAAUUAACUGGGAUACCAAUUGAUGACUUAAAGAGGAACUUUAAUGGUUUGCAUUCUUUUGAGCAGCAUUAAUUUCGAGACAAAAAUGCACACAAAAUAUUUGGAACACAAAAUGAAUAGUUUUGAAUGAAAAAGAAUAGCCAAAUUUUUUUAAAUACUGAAGUUUUCCUUUAGGUCAUUUUUAGAAUUGCUUUGAAACAUGCAGUUCUCACUAUGGGAGAUAAAAUGUAGAUUUUUCAUGACUGGACAGUGUGUCUGAAUUUGUUUGAUUCAAAUUGAAGAACUUUCCCAUCACAUGUUUACUUCAUUAUGCUCAAAAGAGGUCCUUGAACAACACAGAUGAAGAUUAGCUAGGACAAGUGAGAUUAUCUGGCUGUUGUGCUGGUUAUUAAAUAUUUUGAAAGUGUUUCAGCUUUGCACCUUGAUGGACAGUAAAAAAAAUAACUGGUGCCAUUUUGAUAGAGGGUGACAUUCUUCAUUCGGCCUGGGAUGCUCUAUAAAAUAAGUAUGUGUACGGACACAGAUGGAGCCUCGCCACAGACAGACCAUGGACGCAGCCUCUGGAGUUGGGCCCACCAACACGGCGUGUGUGUCACCGUCUGCACUGGGGACCAGCAACACUGUGCCUGGAGCAGCCUGCCACUGGACCAUUCAGUGUCUUCACUGCUUUUGUUAAAAAUGGUAAAAUCUUGUGUGCAAGAUGUUGUGUUUGAACACUAGUCUUUUUAGACAAAUCUAUAAUGAAAAUAAAAGUGACUUUGAAGGCUUCCUA